This is a messenger RNA of Prionailurus viverrinus (fishing cat), 16902 nucleotides long. It is a transcript of the gene PCLO, whose product is annotated as piccolo presynaptic cytomatrix protein. Gene Ontology annotation, biological process: protein localization to synapse; presynaptic active zone assembly. Gene Ontology annotation, molecular function: protein binding; metal ion binding; structural constituent of presynaptic active zone. The transcript has 25 exons. The record is from RefSeq and is a predicted model, not a curated record. NCBI's taxonomy places the organism in Eukaryota, Metazoa, Chordata, Mammalia, Carnivora, Felidae. Gene Ontology annotation, cellular component: glutamatergic synapse; GABA-ergic synapse; cytoskeleton of presynaptic active zone. Bases 230 to 15829 code for a protein of 5199 amino acids.
UUCGGGGAGUUGUCCAACAUGGAGGAGGCACCAGCUGCGGGCGUCACCUGCGAGCGGGACUAACACCCGCCUGGCGUUCCGGGCAGCGGUGCCGGGUCCCGAGCCCUGGGACUCGGCCGCCUGCACGCCCCACGGCGGACCCCGGCUCCGGUUGCUCGUCGGGCCGCGGGCUUCCCGACGGGGACGCAGCGCAAGGAGGGAGCGCAGCGGCCCCGAGUCCCUCUGAGCCAUGGGCAACGAGGCGAGCUUGGAAGGGGAAGGGCUCCCGGAAGGGCUGGCGGCGGCGGCGGCGGCGGCGGCAGCCGGAGGAGGGGCUGGCGGGGCGGGGAGCUCCUUGCACACCGUGAUCCCGGCCGGCAUGGAGGCGGAUCUGAGCCAGCUGAGCGAAGAGGAGAGGAGACAGAUCGCCGCUGUCAUGUCAAGGGCGCAGGGGCUGCCCAAGGGAAGCGUUCCCCCGGCCGCUGCGGAGCCGUCUUCCAUGCACAGGAAACAAGAGUUGGAUAGUAGUCAUCCUCCAAAACAAUCAGGGAAACCGCCGGACCCAGGGCGUUCAGCUCCGCCUGGUCUCAGUAAGAGUAGAACUACAGACACUUUGAGGUCAGAGCAGAAGUUGCCUGGAAGGAGUCCUUCCACUAUUAGCUUGAAAGAAUCAAAGUCCAGAACUGAUCUGAAGGAAGAGCACAAGUCUAGUAUGAUGCCUGGCUUCCUCUCAGAGGUUAACCCUUUAAGUGCUGUCUCCUCGGUUGUAAAUAAAUUUAAUCCUUUUGAUUUGAUAUCAGACACUGAUUCAUCCCAGGAAGAAACUGCCAAGAAACAGAAAAUGGCUCAGAAAGAACAGGGAAAACCCGAAGGAAUCACAAAACCUCCACCACAACAGUCACCUAAGCCAGUUCCUAAGCAGCAAGGACCUGCGAGGGUCCCACUGCAGCAGGAUGGCUCUCCCAGAUCAGUAUCUUCUCAGCAACCAGAGAAGAUUAAAUUACAACCUUCAGGGACAGGAAAGCCAAUUGAGGGGCUUACCCAGGCUCCUCAGACAGACCAGGCACAAUUGCCCCUUCAAAGAGAUGCAACCAGGCCUCAGACAAAGCAGUCAGACACACUAAGGGGAGAAUCAGUUAAACCCUCUUUGCAAAGCCCAUCCAAACCACCUAUUCAGCAGGGAGGUCCUGGAAAACCUCCAGCCCAGCAGCCUGGACCUGAAAAACUUGCUACAGCACAGCCUGGGCCUGCAAAGCCCUUAGCUCAGCAAACAGGGCCAGCGAAGGCCCUAGCUCAACAGCCGGGGACAGCAAAGCCCCCAGCCCAGCCACCAGGGACAACAAAGCCUACUGCUCAGCAGCCUGGGCCAAAGUCUCCAGCUCAGCCUGUUGGGCCUGCGAAGCCUCAAACUCAACAGGCUGGGUCAGACAAACUUCCAUCUCAGCAGCCAGGGCCAGCAAAGCCCCCAGCCCAGCAGCCAGGGACACCAAAAUCUCCAGCUCACCAGCCUGGGUCACAGUCUCCAGCUCAGCCACCUGGGCCUGCAAAGACUCCAUCUCAGCAAGUUGGGGCAACAAAGUCUCUGGGUCAGCAGCCAGGGACAGGAAAAACUCCUGCUCAACAGCCCGGCCCGGCAAAGCCCCCACCUCAACAGCCCGGCCCGGCAAAGCCCCCUCCUCAGCAGCCUGGCCCAGCAAAGCCCCCUCCUCAGCAGCCUGGCCCGGCAAAGCCCCCUCCUCAGCAGCCUGGCCCGGCAAAGCCCCCUCCUCAGCAGCCUGGCCCGGCAAAGCCCCCUCCUCAGCAGCCUGGCCCGGCAAAGCCCCCUCCUCAGCAGCCUGGCCCGGCAAAGCCCCCUCCUCAGCAGCCUGGCCCGGCAAAGCCCCCUCCUCAGCAGCCUGGCCCGGUAAAGCCCCCUCCUCAGCAGCCUGGCCCGGCAAAGCCCCCUUCUCAGCAGCCCGGCCCGGCAAAGCCCCCACCUCAACAGCCAGGCCCGGCAAAGCCCCCUUCUCAGCAGCCCAGCCCAGCAAAGCCCCCACCUCAACAGCCAGGCCCAGCAAAGCCUUCAGCUCAGCCGUCUACAAAACCAGUAAGCCAAACAGAAGCUGGGAAACCUCCUCAGCCAUCCACUGCUCCGUCUGCAGCCCAGACUCCAGGACAAGGCCUCCCUAAAACCAUCUGUCCUCUUUGCAAUACCACUGAACUUCUGUUGCAUGUUCCAGAAAAGGCCAAUUUUAACACAUGCACUGAGUGUCAAACCACUGUGUGUAGCCUGUGUGGUUUUAAUCCCAAUCCUCAUUUAACCGAGAUAAAAGAGUGGCUCUGUUUAAACUGUCAGAUGAAAAGAGCUCUCGGAGGUGACCUGGCUCCAGUUCCCUCAUCACCUCAGCCUAAACCGAAGAUUGCCCCUGUUGGUCCUGCAUCUGCCGUGAGCAAACCAUCCCCACAGCCACAACACACUUCUCCAAAGAAGGAUACUGUACCCAAGCAGGAGAUCUCGAAGGCACCUGAGUCUAAGAGGCCCCCACCUCUAGUGAAACAACCGACCAUUCACGGCUCUCCCCCACUUGCCGCCAGGCAACCUCCAGCGGUGGCGGAGUCUUCGCCCAAGCCAGCCCCUCCCAAAGAGCCCUCGGUUUCCUCUGAGCAGGCCGAGGUCCCCGUGGCUGAUGAUAAACCAAAGCAGCCCAAGACGGGAAAGCCAGCCACAGACGUCGAGUCUUCAUCGUCAGUAGCAGCACAACCUGAUAUUCCAAGCCCCAAAGUACAGUUGGAAGAUCAAGAGAUAAUAGCCCCUCCUCUAAAAACAGACGCUGCCAAACCCUCCCAGAGUUUUCCACCAACGGGAGAAAAAGUCACCCCGUUUGAUUCUAAAGUCAUACCCCGACCUGCAUCAGAUUCAAAAAUUAUUUCACAUCCUGGGCCCAGCCCAGAGGGCAAAGGUCAAAAACAAGCUGAUCCAGUUCAUAAGAGAGAAGAGCCCAAGAAAGCACAAACCAAAAUGAGUCCUAAGCCAGAUGCCAAGCCGAUGCCAAAAGGGUCACCUCCACCCGCAGGCCCACGACCUCCCACUGGCCCAACUGCCCCCACAGCUCAGCAGCCCCCAAAGCCUCAGGAGCAGUCGAGACGUUUCAGUCUGAAUCUGGGAAGUAUUACCGAUGCCCCUAAAUCGCAGCCCACGACUCCUCAAGAAACUGUGACUGGAAAACUCUUUGGGUUUGGAGCAUCAAUCUUCAGCCAGGCAUCAAAUUUAAUCUCCACAGCAGGCCAGCCUGGGUCUCAAUCUCAGAGUGCUCUUGGAGCCCCAACAAAACAGGGCCCUCCUCCUUCACAGCCACCUCCUUCUCAGGGGCCACCCAAAUCCACAGGUCAGGUACCACCGGCACCUGCAAAGGUUGUACCUGUGAAAAAGGAAGCAAAAGCUCCAGUAGUUGAAAAAUUAGAACCCAAAUCUGAACCAGUUCCAACAGUAAAAAGAACAGAAACAGAAAAGAAGCCUCUGCCUGUUAAGGAUAGCAAACCUCUAACAGCUGAGCCUCAAAAGGCUGUCCUUCCCCCCAAAUUGGAGAAAACUCCCAAACCAGAAUCAGCCUGUCCUCUCUGCAAGACUGAACUCAACAUAGGUUCUAAGGAUCCUCCUAACUUCAAUACUUGCACCGAAUGCAAGAAUCAAGUGUGUAAUCUCUGUGGAUUUAACCCUAUGCCACACUUGACUGAGAUUCAAGAAUGGCUUUGUUUAAAUUGCCAAACCCAGAGAGCAAUAUCAGGACAGCUUGGAGAUAUGGGCAAAAUGCCACCUACACCUUCAGCACCAAAAGCCUCUCCUAUGCCUGUCCCUCCAGAACAACCAUCUCAGAAGACAGCAAUGCCUACUCAAGUAAGAGUGAAAAAGAAGGAACAAGAAGUAAAAACAGAAGCUGAACAAAUCAUUCCAGAAAAAGUGAAAGAGAUACCAUCAGUGGAAAAGAUUGUCCCGAAGGGGAUCACAGACCACAAACAAGAGAGUAAACUAGAGAAAACUUCAGCCCCUGAAGACAAAAAGCCACUCCCAGAAGAGAAAAAGCCCCCUCUUGAAGAAAAAAAGCCACCCACUGAAGACAAAAAGUUACCUCCAGGAACAAAAACAGCUCUGGAGGAGGAACAGAAACAAGACUUAGCUAAGACUCAAGUACCAACUGCUGAGGAAAAGCCUGAAGGCAGAGUGACUCCACAGGUUGUACAAGAGAAGCUACCACAGACCAAGAUGGAAGACAAACCCUCUGGCCCACCUCCAAGUUUGUCAAAGGAAGAUGAUGAGGUGCCUCAAAAAAUUAAAGACCAGCCACAGGCAGCACACCCAGCAAAGCCUGAUCAGGUGGAACCUGGGAAAGAAAAAACAGAAAAGGAAGAUGACAAAUCAGACACUUCAAGUUCUCAGCAACCAAAAAGCCCACAAGGUCUGAGUGACACAGGAUAUUCUUCUGAUGGGAUAUCAAGUUCACUUGGUGAAAUUCCAAGUCUUAUUCCAAGUGAUGAAAAAGAUUUGCUCAAGGGACUCAAAAAGGACUCUUUUUCCCAAGAAAGCAGUCCUUCCAGCCCCUCAGAUUUGGCUAAGUUAGAAAGUACGGUCCUCUCCAUUUUGGAAGCUCAGGCAAGUACACUUGUUGAAGAAAAGGCAGAAAAGAAGACUCAACCUCAUGAGGUUUCUUCUGAGCAGCCAAAGGACCCACAGAAAACUCAGAGUUUAUCUGAAACAGUGGAAACUACAAUUUCAGAAGAGGAGCUCAAAAAGAGUCCAGAAGAAAAAGACACUUUAAAAAAAGAUAGCCAACAAGACAUUCCUUCCAGAAAGGACCACGAAGAAAAGUCCGAGUUUGUUGAUGACACAGCUACAAGAAGACAGCUUUAUGAUUCAGUUGAAGACAGUAGUGAAAGUGAAAAUUCACCUGUUCCACAAAGAAAACGGAGAACCAGUGUUGGUUCAUCGAGCAGUGAUGAGUAUAAACAGGAAGAUAGUCAAGGGUCUGGUGAAGAGGAGGACUUUAUUCGAAAACAGAUUAUAGAAAUGAGUGCUGACGAAGAUGCUUCAGCUUCUGAAGAUGAUGAGUUCAUUAGGAGCCAGCUCAAAGAGAUUAGUAGUAGUAUUGAGAGCCAGAAGAAGGAAGACAUGAAAGGAAAAGGGAAAGCAACAGCCGGGAAACACAGGCGACUAACUCGGAAAAGCAGUGCCAGCUUUGAUGAUGAUGCAGGGAGACGCCAUUCGUGGCAUGAUGAAGAUGAUGAGACAUUUGAUGAGAGUCCUGAGCUUAAGUACAGAGAAACUAAAAGUCAAGAGAGUGAAGAACUUGUAGUUGCUGGAGGAGGGGGGCUACGUCGCUUCAAAACCAUUGAACUCAACAGCACAAUAGCAGAUAAAUACUCUGCAGACUCAUCACAGAAAAAAACGGCUUUGUAUUUUGAUGAGGAGCCAGAAUUGGAAAUGGAGAGCUUGACAGACUCCCCAGAAGAUAGGUCAAGAGGGGAAGGGUCUUCUAGUCUUCAUGCUUCCAGCUUCACUCCUGGCACAUCCCCUACCUCAGUGUCGUCUCUUGAUGAGGACAGUGACAGUAGCCCAAGUCACAAAAAAGGAGAGAGCAAACAACAACGUAAGGCUCGCCACAGGUCACAUGGUCCUCUUUUACCUACUAUUGAAGAUUCUUCAGAGGAAGAAGAAUUGAGAGAGGAGGAAGAAUUAUUAAAGGAGCAAGAAAAGCAGCGGGAAUUGGAACAGCAGCAAAGAAAGACUUCUAGUAAGAAAUCAAAGAAAGACAAAGAUGAACUUCGAGCUCAGAGAAGGAGGGAAAGACCAAAGACACCACCCAGUAAUCUCUCUCCCAUUGAAGAUGCAUCUCCAACAGAAGAAUUACGCCAGGCUGCGGAAAUGGAGGAGCUGCAUCGAUCUUCUUGUUCUGAAUACUCACCUAGCAUAGAGUCAGACCCAGAAGGCUUUGAAAUAAGCCCAGAAAAGAUAAUAGAAGUGCAAAAAGUUUAUAAAUUGCCCACAGCUGUGUCUUUAUAUUCACCAACAGAUGAGCAGUCUAUUAUGCAGAAAGAAGGUGGCCAAAAGGCAUUAAAAAGUGCCGAGGAGAUGUAUGAAGAAAUGAUGCACAAAACCCACAAAUAUAAACCUUUUCCAGCUGUACCUGAACGAGAUGAAAUGUUUGAAAAAGAGCCUUUGUAUGGCGGGAUGUUAAUAGAGGAUUAUAUUUAUGAAUCUUUAGUAGAGGACACAUACAAUGGUUCGGUAGAUGGCAGUCUGCUAACAAGGCAAGAAGACGAAAAUGGAUUUAUGCAGCAGAGAGGGAAAGAGCAGAAAAUAAGACUCCCAGAACAGAUUUAUGAAGAUCCUAUGCAAAAAAUAACAGACCUCCAGAAAGAGUUUUAUGAGUUAGAAAGCUUACAUUCUAUUGUGCCUCAAGAAGACAUUGUUUCAAGCUCUUUUAUCAUCCCAGAAAGCCAUGAAAUAGUGGAUCUGGGUAGUAUGGUGACUUCCACCAGUGAAGAAAAAAAAUUAUUAGACGCUGAUGCUGCCUAUGAAGAACUCAUGAAGAGGCAGCAAAUGCAGCUAACACCUGGAUCCAGUCCAACCCAGGCCCCCAUCACAGAUGACAUGAUAGAGUCUACCGUGGACUUUGACAGGGUGCCCGAUGCAUCUUUGACAUCAAGUGUUCUCUCAGGAGCAUCUCUUACAGAUUCGACCAGCAGUGCAACACUCUCUAUCCCAGAUGUCAAAAUAACCCAACAUUUUUCAACAGAAGAAAUUGAGGAUGAAUAUGUAACAGAUUAUACAAGGGAAAUCCAAGAGAUAAUUGCCCAUGAAUCACUGAUUUUGACCUACUCUGAGCCUUCAGAAAGUGCUACAUCCGUCCCACCCUCUGACACACCCUCUCUCACGUCUUCUGUUUCUUCAGUUUGUACCACAGAUAGCUCCUCACCCGUCACUACCUUGGAUAGCAUAACCACAGUUUAUAUGGAACCAGUGGAUGUAGUAACUAAAUUUGAAGAUUCUGAGGGAAUUUCUUCAUCAACAUAUUUUCCGGGCAGCAUUAUAGACUAUCCGGAAGAAAUAAGUGUAUCUUUAGAUCGAGCCACCACACCAGAUGGAAGAACUGGUGCUGAUCAUAUCGUGAUUUCCUUAUCUGAUGUGGAGCCUCCUAUUCUAGAAUCUAUAGGAACUAAACCGGAGGGGCUGAUUGCUGACACUGUUUCCACUGACUUACCUGUAUCUGCAAAAGACACAGUGAAGAAAGCCAAGAAGGACACUGGGAAUGGAAUUAUUCUCGAGGUUCUGGAAGCUUACAGAGAUAAAAGGGAGAAGACUGAGGUUGAACUAACAAAGAUGAGCUUUUCUGAAACUGUGUUUGAUCAACCUCCUUCUUCUGCAGUGGCUCUUCCAGUAGGGGAGCGGGUUUCAGCAACGUGCUUUAUAUCAGGACAGGUCUUUGAUCAAACAAAACCCGCAUCUCCAUUGCCAUCCGGCAGUCCUUCUGUUACCUCUCUUCCAAUUAAAACGCGUCCAUUCUUUAGAAGUUCUUCUUUGGACACAUCAGCACAGCCUCCUCCUCCCCCUCCUCCUCCCCCUCCCCCUCCUCCCCCUCCCCCUCCUCCCCCCCCUCCACCUCUCCCUCCACCAACCUCACCCAAGCCAAUCAUUCAUCCUACAAAAAAGUUAACAAUUACAGCUCCAGAGACUGUAACCACUACAGCUAAACCUCUAGUUGAUGCUGCUACUACAGUAGAGGCUACAGCUAUUCCAAGAAGUAAUGGGUUACCUGUAACAAAAAUAUGUACCACUGCACCUCCUCCUGUUCCUCCUAAGCCAUCUUCCAUCCCAUCUGGACUUGUCUUUACACAUAGACCUGAGCCAAGUAAACCUCCGAUUGCCCCUAAACCAGCAGUCCCUCAGCUUCCAGUAACUACACAAAAAUCAACAGAUACACACCCCAAGCCAACAGGUCUAUCUUUAGCUUCAAACAUGACAUUAAAUUUAGUGACUUCAGCAGAUUAUAAAUUACCUUCCCCUACCUCCCCAGCAUCCCCUCACUCUAACAAGUCCUCACCAAGAUUUUCCAAAUCCCUCAUGGAAACCUACGUGGUUAUCACAUUGCCAUCUGAACCUGGGACUCCAACCGAUUCUUCAACUAGUCAAGCAGUUACCAGUUGGCCCCUGGGAUCACCCCCCAAAGACCUGAUUUCCAUCGAACCAGUGUUUUCUGUAGUUCCUCCUAUGACAACUGCAGGAAUGCCAAGUUCUUCAGAACAGAGCUUGUACAUGUCAGGAGCUUUGGAGACAUUUUCUGCUGUCCCUGUCACAACGUUAUCUUCAUUUCAAGCAGCCCCAACCUCAGUUACACAGUUUUUCACAACUGAAGUUUCCAAGGCUGAGGCUUCAGCAGCCAGAAGUGCACUCACUGGUGUUGGUCUCAGCAGUGUCUCUAUAUCGAUUCCUCCAGAGCCUCUUGCUCUAGAUAACCUACAUUUAGAGAAGCGUCAGCAUAAGGAAAAUGGAAAGUUGCCGCUUGUUGGUGAUGCCAUUGAUUUGCGUACAGUACCAAAAGUAGAAGUUAAAGUAACUGAAAAGUGUAUGGAUCUUUCUGCCUCCACAAUGGAUAUGAAAAGGCAGACCACCACACAUGAAGUCUAUGGGAGACAAAUCAGCGCCGUCCAACCAUCUAUUAUAAAUCUCAGUGCAACUUCAUCAGCAGUAACACCGAUGCCCCUGGUCACUGAGACGGUGACUGUUGUCACGUGCGCAGCUAGUUCAGGUUACACCAUGGGCCCAGAAAGCCUAGUGGGUAUAGAACAUGCAACACCAGCACCCCUCCAGCUUACUACAUCGAAGCAUGCUGAGCCUCCCCCGUACAGGAUACCGAGUGGCCAGGCCUUUCCUGCAGUUAGGGAGGAUGCACCAAUAAACUUAUCUUUAGGUACAUCAGCACACCCAGUGACAUCGGCUGUUACAAAACCUGUUACCGCACCUCCUGUCGGAGUCACAAAUGGAUGGACGGAUAGCGUCACACGCCAGGGAAUGGCUGAUGGGGAAGUAGUAGAUCUCAGUACAACCAAGUCUCACAGAACUGUUGUAACGAUGGAUGAAUCUACUUCCGGUGUGGUGACCAAAAUAGUAGAAGAUGAUGAAAAGCCUGUCGAUCUGACUGCAGGAAGAAGAGCUGUAUGCUGCGAUAUGGUUUACAAGUUACCUUUUGGAAGGAGCUGCACAGCACAGCAGCCCGCAACUACUCUUCCUGAGGAUCGUUUUGGUUAUAGGGAUGACCACUAUCAAUAUGACCGGUCAGGCCCUUCUGGUUAUAGAGGGAUUGGGGGAAUGAAACCUUCCAUGUCUGACACGAAUUUAGCAGAAGCUGGACAUUUUUUCUAUAAAAGUAAGAAUGCUUUUGAUUAUUCUGGAGGAACUGAUACAGCAGUAGAUCUAACUUCAGGGAGAAUUACUGCAGGUGAGGUAAUGGAUUAUUCAAGCAAGACUACAGGUCCAUAUCCAGAAACACGACAAGUCAUUUCAGAAGUUGGGAUUAGUACCCCACAGUAUUCCACAGCGAGAAUGACUCCACCUCCGGGAUCCCAGUAUGGUGUGGGGAGUGUUUUGAGGUCAUCCAAUGGUGUUGUCUAUUCUUCAGUAGCAACUCCGAUUCCCUCCACUUUUGCUAUCACCACACAGCCUGGGUCCAUUUUCAGCACCACGGUGAGGGAUUUGUCUGGCGUGCACACAGCUGACGCGGUGACUUCGCUAUCCGCCCUGCACCAGAGCCAGCCAAUGCCUAGAUCAUAUUUCCUAACAACAGGUGCGUCUGAAACAGACAUUGCAGCAACCGGUAUCGAUAUCAAUGCCAGUUUGCAAACUAUUACAAUGGAAACCCUUACCGCUGAGACAAUAGACUCCGUUCCCACUCUAACCACAGCCUCUGACGUGUUUUCCGAAGUGGUGGGAGACGAAAGUGCUAUUUUAAUUGUCCCCGAAGAAGGCAAACAACAGCAGCAGCUCGACUUGGAGCGUGAGCUCUUGGAACUGGAGAAAAUCAAGCAGCAACGUUUUGCUGAGGAAUUAGAGUGGGAACGUCAGGAGAUUCAAAGGUUCCGAGAACAGGAAAAGAUCAUGGUUCAAAAAAAGCUGGAGGAGCUGCAGUCUAUGAAGCAGCACCUUCUGUAUCAGCAGGAAGAAGAGCGGCAAGCCCAGUUUAUGAUGAGGCAGGAGACAUUAGCUCAGCAGCAGUUACAGCUGGAGCAGAUCCAACAGCUGCAGCAACAGCUUCACCAGCAGCUAGAAGAGCAGAAGAUUCGCCAGAUCUACCAGUAUAACUAUGACCCCUCUGGAACUGCUUCUCCGCAAACCACGACAGAGCAGGCAAUUUUGGAAGGUCAGUACGCUGCCCCAGAAGGCGGCCAGUUUUGGGCAACUGAGGAUGCAACCACCACGGCCUCGGCCGUCGUGGCAAUUGAAAUACCACAGAGCCAAGGAUGGUACACGGUGCAGUCUGAUGGCGUCACUCAGUACAUCGCCCCACCUGGCAUCCUGAGUACGGUUUCAGAAAUACCUCUAACAGAUGUGGUUGUGAAAGAUGAGAAACCAGCCAAAAAGAGAAGUGCUGCGGCUAAAGUCCGUGGACAGUAUGAUGAGCUCGGGGAACAUAUGGCCGAUGAUCCGCGCUGCUUUAAAAAGAUAGUGGACAGUGGCGUUCAAACCGACGACGAGGACGCGGCAGAUCGGAGUUAUGUGAGUAGGAGGAGGAGAACCAAAAAGAGUGUUGAUACGAGUGUCCAAACUGAUGAUGAAGAUCAGGAUGAAUGGGAUGUGCCUGCUAGAGCAAGGAGGAAAGCUCGAGUAGGGAAAUAUGGUGACAGCACUGCAGAGGCUGACAAGACCAAACCCCUUUCCAAAGUCUCCAGCAUAGCAGUUCAAACAGUAGCAGAGAUAUCUGUGCAGACUGAACCAGUCGGAACCAUAAGAACGCCUUCAGUACGGGCACGCGUGGAUGCCAAGGUAGAAAUAAUUAAACACAUUUCAGCACCUGAAAAGACUUACAAAGGGGGCAGUUUAGGAUGUCAAACAGAAGCAGAUUCAGACACACAGAGUCCUCAAUAUCUGAGUGCCACAUCUCCACCCAAAGACAAGAAACGCCCAACACCUUUAGAGAUUGGUUACUCAUCUCACCUUCGGGCAGAUUCCACAUUACAGCUGGCUCCUUCCCCACCCAAAUCUCCAAAAGUCCUUUAUUCACCCAUCUCACCACUUUCACCAGGCAAAGCCUUAGAAUCAGCCUUUGUACCUUAUGAAAAACCCCUCCCUGAUGAUAUAAGUCCGCAGAAAGUACUGCAUCCAGAUAUGGCUAAAGUGCCCCCGGCAAGUCCUAAAACAGCCAAGAUGAUGCAGCGGUCCAUGUCUGACCCCAAGCCUCUGAGUCCAACAGCAGAUGAAAGUUCCAGGGCUCCUUUUCAGUAUACCGAGGGCUACACGACAAAAGGUUCUCAAACCAUGACACCUUCUGGCUCCCAGAAAAAAGUUAAGAGAACUCUGCCAAACCCACCUCCCGAGGAGACCUCCACAGGCACUCAGGCAACAUACAGCACAAUGGGCACAGUUUCCAGGAGAAGGAUUUGCAGAACCAACACAAUGGCACGGGCCAAGAUUCUCCAGGAUAUAGACAGAGAGCUUGAUCUUGUAGAGAGGGAAUCUGCAAAGCUUAGAAAGAAACAAGCAGAACUUGAUGAGGAAGAAAAGGAGAUCGAUGCCAAGUUACGGUACCUGGAAAUGGGAAUUAACAGGAGGAAAGAGGCAUUAUUAAAGGAGAGGGAAAAGAGAGAGCGUGCCUACCUCCAGGGAGUAGCUGAGGAUCGGGAUUAUAUGUCUGACAGUGAGGUGAGCAGCACCCGACCCACCAGAAUAGAAAGUCAGCAUGGCAUAGAGCGACCAAGAACUGCUCCCCAAACUGAAUUUAGUCAGUUUAUACCACCGCAAACCCAAACAGAAUCUCAACUGGUUCCUCCUACGAGUCCUUAUACACAGUACCAGUAUUCUUCCCCUGCUCUUCCUACCCAAGCACCCACCCCAUAUACCCAACAGUCCCAUUUUCAGCAACAGACUUUGUACCAUCAGCAAGUUUCACCUUAUCAGACUCAGCCAACAUUUCAAGCUGUGGCAACAAUGUCCUUCACACCUCAAGCUCAACCUACACCAACCCCACAACCUUCUUACCAGUUACCAUCACAAAUGAUGGUGAUACAGCAGAAGCCAAGGCAAACUACAUUAUAUUUGGAGCCCAAGAUAACUUCAAACUAUGAGGUAAUUCGCAACCAACCCCUGAUGAUAGCACCUGUUUCUACUGAUAAUACGUAUGCUGUUUCCCACCUUGGGAGUAAGUACAAUAGCUUAGACUUGAGAAUAGGAUUGGAGGAAAGAAGUAGUAUGGCAAGCAGUCCAAUAUCAAGCAUAUCUGCAGAUUCUUUCUAUGCAGAUAUUGACCAUCAUACUCCACGAAAUUAUGUCCUAAUUGAUGACAUUGGAGAAAUUACCAAAGGAACAGCAGCAUUAAGCACUGCAUUUAGCCUUCAUGAAAAGGAUCUGUCAAAAACAGACCGUCUCCUUCGAUCCACUGAAACACGUAGGUCUCAAGAAGUGACAGAUUUCCUGGCACCAUUACAGACUUCCUCCAGAUUGCAUAGUUACGUGAAAGCAGAGGAAGAUCCCAUGGAGGAUCCGUAUGAGUUAAAGCUUCUGAAACAUCAGAUUAAACAAGAAUUCCGUAGAGGAGCAGAGAGCUUAGAUCACCUUGCUGGUCUUUCCCAUUACUACCAUGCUGAUACUGGCUAUAGACAUUUUCCAAAAUCCGAAAAGUACAGCAUCAGUAGACUCACACUUGAAAAACAAGCAGCAAAACAACUACCAGCAGCCAUACUUUAUCAAAAGCAGUCAAAGCAUAAGAAAUCACUAAUUGAUCCCAAAAUGUCAAAAUUUUCUCCCAUUCAAGAAAGUAGAGACCUUGAACCUGACUAUACAAGCUAUAUGACUUCUAGCACCUCAUCUAUUGGCGGCAUUUCUUCCAGAGCAAGGCUUCUUCAAGAUGAUAUCGCUUUUGGACUCAGAAAAAAUAUUACAGACCAACAGAAGUUUAUGGGCUCAUCCCUUGGAACAGGACUGGGCACAUUGGGAAAUACCCUACGUUCAGCUUUGCAGGAUGAAGCAGAUAAGCCAUAUAGUAGUGGCAGCAGGUCCAGACCUUCUUCCAGACCUUCGUCUGUCUAUGGGCUUGAUUUAUCAAUUAAAAGAGAUUCUUCCAGCUCCUCCCUAAGACUGAAAGCUCAAGAGGCUGAAGCUCUAGAUGUUUCCUUUAGUCAUGCUUCACCUUCUGGCCGAACUAAGCCUACCAGUUUACCAAUUAGCCAGAGUAGAGGAAGAAUACCAAUUGUGGCCCAGAAUUCUGAAGAGGAAAGUCCACUCAGUCCUGUUGGCCAGCCAAUGGGAAUGGCCAGGGCUGCAGCUGGGCCCCUGCCACCAAUAUCUGCAGACACUAGGGAUCAGUUUGGAUCAAGUCAUUCAUUGCCUGAAGUUCAGCAACACAUGAGAGAAGAAUCACGAACUAGAGGCUAUGACCGUGACAUAGCGUUCAUCAUGGAUGACUUCCAACAUGCCAUGUCAGACAGUGAAGCCUAUCAUCUGCGUCGUGAAGAAACAGAUUGGUUUGACAAACCCAGGGAGUCUCGUUUGGAAAAUGGACAUGGUCUGGAUCGCAAACUGCCAGAAAGAUUGGUCCACUCUAGACCACUUAGUCAACAUCAAGAGCAAAUUAUACAGAUGAACGGGAAGACUGUGCACUACAUCUUUCCUCAUGCAAGGAUAAAAAUAACAAGAGACUCUAAGGAUCACACGGUUUCAGGUAAUGGAUUAGGAAUUAGAAUUGUGGGUGGUAAAGAAAUCCCUGGACACAAUGGAGAAAUUGGAGCCUAUAUUGCCAAAAUUCUUCCUGGAGGAAGUGCAGAACAGACAGGAAAACUUAUGGAAGGGAUGCAAGUGUUGGAAUGGAAUGGAAUUCCUUUAACUUCUAAAACAUAUGAAGAAGUGCAGAGUAUCAUUGGUCAGCAAAGUGGGGAAGCAGAAAUAUGUGUAAGACUGGACCUCAAUAUGCUAUCAGACUCUGAAAAUCCCCAGCACCUGGAGCUUCAUGAGCCACCGAAAGCUGUGGAGAAAGCAAAAUCCCCAGGGGUUGAUCCUAAGCAGUUGGCAGCAGAGCUCCAGAAGGUCUCAUUACAGCAGUCACCACUGGUUCUGUCGUCCGUUGUUGAGAAAGGAUCUCACGUUCAUUCAGGUCCAACAUCAGCAGGAUCCAGUUCCGUCCCCAGCCCUGGGCAACCGGGGUCACCCUCAGUGAGCAAAAAGAAACACGGCAGCAGCAAGCCUACUGAUGCAGCCAAGGUUGUCUCUCAUCCAAUUACAGGGGAAAUUCAGCUUCAAAUCAACUAUGAUCUUGGAAAUCUCAUAAUCCAUAUUCUCCAAGCAAGAAACCUUGUCCCUCGAGACAACAACGGUUAUUCGGACCCCUUUGUUAAAGUGUACCUUCUUCCUGGGAGAGGUGCUGAGUACAAGAGGAGGACUAAAUAUGUUCAAAAAAGUCUUAAUCCUGAAUGGAAUCAAACAGUAAUUUAUAAAAGUAUCUCCAUGGAACAGCUCAAGAAGAAAACACUGGAGGUGACCGUCUGGGAUUAUGAUAGAUUUUCUUCCAAUGACUUUCUUGGUGAGGUACUGAUUGAUUUAUCUAGCACAUCUCACCUCGAUAACACUCCUAGAUGGUAUUCUCUCAAAGAACAGACUGAAAGCCUCGAUCAUGGCAAGUCUCAUUCCAGUCAGGGCAGCCAGCAGCCUCCAAAGCCAUCUGUCAUCAAAAGCAGAAGCCAUGGUAUCUUCCCUGACCCAUCCAAGGACAUGCAGGUUCCCACCAUUGAGAAAUCCCACAGUAGUCCUGGUAGCUCGAAAUCCUCCUCCGAAGGUCACCUCCGCUCUCACGGACCAUCUCGCAGCCAGAGCAAAACCAGCGUCACCCAGACCCACCUGGAAGAUGCAGGGGCUGCCAUAGCCGCUGCCGAAGCCGCAGUGCAACAGCUCCGCCUGCAACCAACCAAUGGCAACCAAGACCAAAGCCAGCUAGCCCUCAGGAAGGUGAUGUCUGAUGGACCAGUCAAGCCAGAAGGAGCAAAGCCUACCAAUCACCGCCCCGCAGAAAGCUCCGUGUCUACCGGCUCCUCGGGCAGCAGCUUUGGCAGCGGGUACAGCGUGGACAGUGAAGGAAGCAGCGGCACUGCAGGGGAGACUAAUCUAUUUCCUAUUCCAAGGAUAGGGAAGAUGGGGCAGAAUGGGCAAGAGCCUGUAAAACAGCCAGGGGUAGGAGUGGGACUAACAGACGCUGAAGUCAAAACUCAGGUAAUGGGAGAAAUCAAGAUUGCACUGAAGAAGGAAAUGAAGACAGAUGGUGAACAACUGAUAGUUGAGAUUCUCCAAUGCAGAAAUAUCACCUACAAAUUUAAGUCUCCUGAUCACUUACCAGAUUUAUAUGUAAAAAUAUAUGUGAUGAACAUCUCUACCCAGAAGAAAGUGAUCAAGAAAAAAACGAGAGUUUGCAGACAUGAUAGAGAGCCUUCAUUCAAUGAAACUUUUAGAUUCAGCCUCAGUCCUGCUGGGCAUUCUCUUCAGAUUUUACUUUUCUCUAAUGGAGGGAAGUUUAUGAAAAAGACCUUGAUUGGCGAAGCCUGUAUCUGGCUUGACAAAGUGGAUCUGAGAAAAAGAAUAGUCAACUGGCACAAACUUUUGGUCAGUCCUACUCAAACCCAUUGAAGAAAUGUGUCUGCUCAGGGUAUGGAAACUGUUCUAAAUGAUCUCAAAUCAAGACAACAGUUGGAUACUAUUCUAUUCACGUUUUGGGGGAUAAACGUGAAAGGAGGAACGGCACGCAAAAACAAAGUCUUGUAAAUGUUUUGUUGUGGAACACAGUAAAAAACUCAGAUGAAGAAGUUCCUGUUUUAGGGACCAAAAAAAAAAAAAAAAAGGAUUGCGUGUGGCUGUCAAGACAAACAGUGAGAGCUAUCUUGGUUACCUAAUGCAGAUCAAUGGUGAUUUUGAGCAGAGUUGCCCUAUAGCUAAAGGCAAAUGCUCAACUAUUAAUAUGGUUUCUAAUGCAGAGUUUAUUCUUUAUGCAAAAGAAUCUUGGUUGAAAGGAAAGAACUGACGUAACAAAUCACAAUUUUCAGACGUCUACAAAUCUUUCUUCUUCAUCUUAUUUUCUCCGACAACUUACUGUGUUUAUAUUCCAACACAGGACUCAACUACAGGAUGUGUUCAAGACUAAGAGGGAGGUGGUUGUGUUCAUAAGGAAAAGGUACUGGAGAUGGGGAAAUGAUGGCUUUUAGAUUUUCUCUAUGUCUAAAUGUUACAAGCGUGAACAACACCAACUUUGGAAUUCAUGUUGUAAAAGCACAUUUGUAUAAUUUGAAAUAAUGUAGAGUGAAGAUAAUACUAAGUAGAAAUGGACCUAUGUUUAUUUAGAAAUAAAGCCAUUGAUUGGCUAACAAUGAAUGUUGCCCCACAAAAAUAUUGGAACCUUGGUUGAAAACAUCAAAAUCUCCAUAACUUACCAUUACAUUUUCAACAUACCAAAGAACAUAGACUAAAAUGGUAUGUUCUAGGAAGCAUGAUAAGUUGUUCUUUGUGCAAGUGCAAAUAAAUGUGUCAUUCCACGUAUUUCCUUUCUCUUGAGUGAUGUAUUGAAGGAGGAUAAAUUCUUCCUCUGGAAAACACAUCCUAUUAAUCUGUGACACCAAUUCUUUAAUUGGAGUCAUUUCCUGUUCUUCCAUAAUGCUUUUUUUUUUCCCUUAGCGCAUUAACUGAUUGCACAAUGACACCAAACUUAA